AUGGAAUUGGAAGUUUGGGGCGGAGAUUGGGGACUGCCAUCAAUUGACUUGGACUGUUUGCAAAUCUUGGUUUAUUGUAAAUUAUCUGGGGCACCCGUUCAAUUAAAAGUAAAAAAUAAUCCUCUUACUACUUCUUUGCCGACAUUCCGACACGGGCAAGUUGUUUUGUAUAAAUUGCAAGAUGUAGUGUCUUAUUUACAAAGUAAAAACUUUUAUGCCGAUCAUAUAUUAUCUUCAAGAAAUAUAUCGGAGAUUCAAGCUUAUAUAGAAUUACUCAAAGAAAAGUUGUACCCUGGUUUGCAGUUUGUUUGGUGGGUAGAUAACAAAAAUUGUGUUAAUUUAACAAAGUCAUGGUUUGCCAAAAAGCUUAUGUUUCCAUUAAAUUUUUAUUAUCCUGGUCAUUAUGAAGCGCAGGCUAAAAAUUUAAUAACAGCAUUAUAUGGAUCAUUAGAAGAAAAUUUAGCAGCAAUAGAAACACAAGUGUAUAGUGAUGCGGAAAAAUGUUUAACGCUAUUAUCUAACAGAUUAGGAGAAUCAAAAUAUUUUUUCGGAAAUCAGGCAACUUCAUUGGAUGCAAUCAUUUAUUCUUAUUUAGCUCCUUUGCUCAGGGCUCCAUUUCCAAAUCCAACUCUUCAAAAUCAUUUAAAAGCUUGUAAUAAUUUAGUUAGCUUUGUUAUAAGGAUAUCUCAAAAAUAUUUUCCUGCUAUAUCUGAAGAAUUUGAAAAAACUCAAAAGGAAAACAUUCAAAAACAACAAACAAAUGAAGAAUUUCCUAAUAAGAAACGAAAUCAAUUUAUAGCAGGUGUAAUUGCUGUCUUGGCUAUGGCGACAUAUGCUUUAUCGUUGGGUAUAGUUCAGACUUCCAAAUAUGUAGACACAAUCGAAGAUGAAGGCAUUGAUGAUGAUGACGAUUAA
Messenger RNA from Pediculus humanus corporis (human body louse), 915 nucleotides. RefSeq names its product Metaxin-1, putative. The record is from RefSeq and is a predicted model, not a curated record. Gene Ontology annotation, biological process: mitochondrion organization. The transcript is spliced from 6 exons. Gene Ontology annotation, cellular component: SAM complex. The coding region runs from base 1 to 915 and encodes 304 amino acids. NCBI's taxonomy places the organism in Eukaryota, Metazoa, Arthropoda, Insecta, Psocodea, Pediculidae.